Neofelis nebulosa (Clouded leopard) is the source of this 1866-nucleotide messenger RNA. Its product is annotated as zinc finger protein 705A-like. Bases 1244 to 1585 code for a protein of 113 amino acids. Lineage: Eukaryota; Metazoa; Chordata; Mammalia; Carnivora; Felidae. The transcript is spliced from 5 exons. Gene Ontology annotation, biological process: regulation of DNA-templated transcription. The record is from RefSeq and is a predicted model, not a curated record.
UCCUUCACGUAAAAUACUCAGAAGUAGAAUUGCCACAUUGAAGCCUGCAGCCCUAGAAUUAUUUUGGUAGGCUAAACCCACUGGUGAAUGCUGAUUAUCUUGCUGUAAACUUCCCUGUAGCACUUGCCAGAACAGGCCCAAACCCACAAUGUAGUGAGGCCUUUUAGUGCCUUUAGAACACAAACAGGGUUUAAGAAUCACUCAGUUUUUCAUAACUGUAUCUAAAUUAUUUAAUUAAUUAGAGGGGAAAUUUUUUUGUUAAACUAGUUAUUCUUUGGUGAUAUUUAUCUCGAUUAACAUCCAAGGUAAACAAGGUCUGUCCAUUGCAUCAUAAAUCUGAUGAAGUUACCAACUAUAUCAAAGUGAGUCCACAAAUAAAUAUAUGUCUAUUCCUAAAGUAAGUGAAGUUCUGAGCUUGGGUCUGUGGUGAUGGCAUACUCAGUAGCCACACAAUAUCCCAGGUUUUCCAUGUGCUUAGGUUCUGGUGAGUAUUGAAGAAAAAUUUCCCCCAUCAGAUCCAAUCUCCUUUAUUUUGCCAUAAUUAUUAAUUAUGAAUAUGAUUGUUUAUAAUGACAGGGGCCAUUUGUAGUACCACAUCUGAGGGUAGGUUAGGUGAUGAGGACAUGGAAUUUCUGUUUAUUUAUGUAAAUUCACAAAUCAUAAUCAAAGAGACCCUUGCUUAAAAUGCUGCAGGUGAUUUUUCUGCAGGUAAUUUUGGCAAUGAAGAAAGGAGCAAAUAAAUAAAUGAAUGCAUAGUAAGAAAUUAAUGAGUAACCUGAAGGAAGCAAAGUCAGGUUCUACUCAAGGCAGCAAAACUACCUAAGGAACUUAGGUAGUAGUUUAAAGAAGGGGUCUCUGAAGAAAUGGCAUUUAAUCUCAAUUUGAAACCUAGCGAGUAUGAAGUGGCCAUAUAUAUGUAGAUACCAGAGUAGAAUGAAAGAUAACAGUGCUCAGGGUAGAGAUGACAGCAGUGCUUAGUUGUGCGGUUCUGAAAAGUGGUGUCAAAGAUUAAUCCUUGGAUAUCUGGUGGAUUUGUUACUGGACUUGGAAGACUAGAAGACAAGAAAUUUUUAUUGUGGAAGAGUUGAUGGCUUCAUUUCAAAAUCUGUUUCCUUUUACAUGCGUACAGUACAUGCAGGUGGGGAUUACAGCACAGCAGUGGAGUCUAGCUUUGUCUGCUUAGUUACUGGACUGUCCCUUGGUGAGAAUACGCAGGAAGAGAGGAGCGACUGAGUUCUAGACCAUGCAACCACAGGAAUCUGUGACCUUCAAGGAUAUAGCUGUAGACUUCACCCAGGAAGAGUGGGCCCUGCUGGACGCAUCCCAGAGGAAGCUGUACAGAGAUGUGAUGCUGGAGAACAUCAGUCAUCUGGUGUCUGUGGGGUAUCAAGUUUGCAAAUCAGAUGUGAUUUCCCAGUUGCAGCAAGGAGUGGAGCUGUGGAGGGAAGGGAGAGGAUUUCCCCAAGGCGUGAUUCCAGACAUGAUUGCGGUCAGCCUAUCAUUGAAUCCCGCUGUUCUGAAAUCUAAGGGUCCUCACUGCCUGGGUGCUGCAGGAAGAAAUGUAACUUUUUCACCUCAGUCAUAAUUUGAUAAUUUGAUUUCUAAUGUUUUAAUUAAAAUAAUUUUUAAAAUGUGAAAAUCCCUAAAUUUUCACUAAAUGCAGUGAAAAUCUCUUCACUAAAUGCAGUGCAGAUUGGUACAGAUCAACUACAGUUCUUUUCGUUUAAUCCAGAGUUUUCAGAACUCUUCCGUCUAUAUGUGGUCAUGAGUCAACAGUUGGUGACCUUUCUCUGGACUGCAGUUUUCCCCAAAGAAACUAAUUUGCGCAGUUUGGCUUUAGGAACUAAUAAACUGAGUUAAAGCUAC